Messenger RNA from Podospora anserina S mat+, 396 nucleotides. RefSeq lists its product as uncharacterized. The transcript has a single exon. Gene Ontology annotation, cellular component: membrane. The record is from RefSeq and is a predicted model, not a curated record. Lineage: Eukaryota; Fungi; Ascomycota; Sordariomycetes; Sordariales; Podosporaceae. The annotation marks the transcript as partial.
CACAAAAACAGGUACUUCCCCUACUACAUAACCGUCGCCUCCCUCGCAGUCUUCUUCAUCCUCCUCCUCCUCUACCUCAUCUACCAGCGCCGCUUGCUCCCCUCCAUCGUCAUGAUAGGAGGUUUUAUUCUCUUUGUGCUGUGGUUGACGGGGUUGAUAGUGAUAUCGGUGCAGCUGUGGGGGCCGGACGGGAGCGUGAGUUCGGAGUGCAAUAUCCAGGUUUUUGGGGCGAGUCCGAUGCCCAAGGGGCAGACGCUGGAGACGUUGGCGUGGUUGGAGCAGAGGAGUAUUUGCCAGAGCUGGCAGGCGGUUUUUGCGUUUGGGCUGGUGGGGGCGGUAUUUUUGUUGUGGAUUAUGGUUAUUGCUUAUCAGGUUUUUGCGGAUGAUGCUGUUUGA